Molecule: messenger RNA, 1266 nt
Organism: Pochonia chlamydosporia 170
Lineage: Eukaryota; Fungi; Ascomycota; Sordariomycetes; Hypocreales; Clavicipitaceae
Product: GPI transamidase component GAB1
Exons: 3
Coding region: 1-1266 (421 amino acids)
Biological process (GO): attachment of GPI anchor to protein; protein localization to cell surface
Cellular component (GO): membrane; GPI-anchor transamidase complex
Source: RefSeq, a predicted model, not a curated record
AUGACACUCCGAGGCAAAGCUGGCGUAUAUGCCGGCGCUGCCAUCCUUCGACUCCUUCUAACCGUCGUCUUCCCCGGCCUGCCAGAUCUGUUGACAGGGCGCGUUGAGAUUUCCACCCCCGUCACGAGCUUCAAGCGAUUACAAGAGGGAUUGUUCCUGUAUAAUCAUAAUGUGUGGCCAUACGACGGCGGCGUCUACCACCAGGCACCACUUCUGUUGCCCUUGUUUUCGCUGGUUCCCGACGUGAAAGCCUGGCCGAUCUUCACGUCGCUCUUAUACAUAUUGGUCGACUUGUUGGGCGCGGAUGCUCUUUCGAGGAUUGCGGAUUCAGGCGAGGCUGGUCAAUCGAGGCUGUUUACGUCGCCGCGGAGGGGGAAGAGAGCAUCUGGGCUGGCCGUUGCAGCAGCAUUCCUCUUCAACCCCUUCACAAUAGCCACAUGCAUCGGCCGAUCCACCAGCGUCUUCACAACAUGCGCCAUCCUCCACGCCGUAUCCAAAGCCAUCCAAGGGUCCGCGUUCAACGCCAUGGUCGCCCUAUCCUUCGCCUCCUACCUAUCCAUGUAUCCGAUCCUGCUCCUCCCGCCGCUCAUCCUCCUCUCCUUCGACCGGCAGCCCGAGAAGCGCCGCGCCGCCAGCGUCGCCACCUUUGCCGCGAAAUGCAUCGCCAUCACCACCAUCUGCCUCGGCCUCCUCCUCGGCAUGUCCUUCGCCCUGACCGGCAACUCGUGGGACUUCCUCUCCCGCACGUACGGCAUCCAACUCACGCUGUCUGACCUGACGCCCAACGUCGGUCUAUGGUGGUACUUCUUCAUCGAAAUGUUCGACUCGUUCCGCGCCUUCUUCCUCGCCGUCUUCUGGCUACACCUGACCGCAUACGUGGGCGGCUUGUCCAUCCGCAUCCGAACACAGCCUCUUGCCGUGCUGACUAUUCUCCUCGGCGUGUUUUCCAUAUUUAAGCCGUACCCGUCUGUCGCGGAUGCGAGUCUGUUCCUCGCCGUGCUCCCGCUGUUUUGGCACGUUUUCCCCCUCAUGAGGUAUACGUAUGUGGCGUCCGCUACGCUUUUGUACGCGACGUUCUUGGGGCCCGCGUUUUAUCACCUUUGGAUCUAUGCCGGUAGCGGGAAUGCCAACUUCUUCUACGCUAUUACGCUGGUGUGGAGUUUGGGGCAGAGCUUGUUGGUGACGGAUUUGACGUUUGCUGUGUUGAGAGAUGAGUGGGAGGUUGAGCGGCCAGAGAUGAUUGGUAAGGAGGUGAAGCAAAUUUAG